UCGGUUGGAAGCCGGGAGCGGUUUCCGCCGUUGCUUCCUGCUCGCCGGGCCGCCCCCCUCGCGCCCUUCCCUCCCGUGGAAGGGGUGGGCGCGGCGCUGUCGUCGGUCGCCGCCUUGCCAUCUGAAAAGCGCCCCGCCUCCGCCCGGCUGUGUGGUCCACCUAGCGCUCCCAGAGGCUCCGCUGAGAUGAAGUGGCUGCUUCUUGAAUAGUGCCUGAUGAUUUUUUCGGAGAACCUCAAAUAUGACAUCAAAGAAGUGGGGAUUCAAAUCUGGUGAUUCCAAAUCUGAGUCAGAAUUGCAGGUGUAUAAGAAAGAAAAUGCAGCUUUGAAGAAGUCUUUGGAAGAAAUCAUUAAGGGGAAAAGAAAAAUGACACCCGAAGAAAGAAAAAGGCUUCUGGAGAAAAUACUUGCCCUUGAAACAGAAAUAGAAGAAUAUAAAAAUAAACUUGGAGAGAAAGAUCAAGAAAUCCAGGUCCUGAAAGAUGAGUUAAGGAGUCGAAGCAAAAAUACAGAUGUUGCUUCUCUGCAAGGUCAGCUGGAAGAGAGAACCAAAGAAGUGGCUAAGCGGGAACAGCUACUAAAUUCGCUCUCGGAAGAGGUGGAAUGGCAGAAAAAUCACAUAUCUGCAGUUUCUGCAAGAUGCGCAGAUCUUGAAAGCAGAGCCAGUAAUGUCCAGAUCACCCAGGAAAAGGCUGUGCACUUUGCUGGAACACCAGUCAACAUACAUGAAGUUGAAAUUCAACUGAAAGAUGCUUUGGAGAAAAACCAGCAGUGGAUAAUAUAUGACCAGCAACGGGAAGCUUAUGUUCAGAACCUCUUAGCAAGGAUUUUUGACCUGGAACAGCAGCUAAAAACUUUCAUCCAAGAGCAAGCAAAAGAAGCUAGGGCAGAAGGAGACAAGCAGAGAUAUUACGAACAGGUGUUGGCCGCAGCAGAAAGGAACCUGGAAGCGGAAAGGCGAAUAGUCUCCCAGCUACACGCUAACCUUAACGAUCUGCAAAGGAAGUACGAUGAAAUUAAGCAACAGGCGGUGAACGCAGAAGGCCUCCUCAAGCUGCAGAAGCAAACGGAUAUCAAGGCUCUUCAGGAUGAAAACCAGCUCAAGGGGCAGGUCUUGCAAAGAGUUACGCACGAACAUGAAGCCACCAGGAGAAAGCUGGAUGAAGAACGGAAGCGUGCACAAACCCUCUCAAUUCAGGUUGAAGUGCUUCACAAGUCUUUGUUAAAACAGCAAGAAGAACAGACAAGAAUAGCAGCUUUGGAAGAGCAGAUCCAGGCAUGCACAUCCGACUUUGAGAAUGAAAAACUAGAUCGCCAGAACCUGCAAAUCCAGUUGAACAAAGUCCUUAAGGAACUGCGGAAGGCAAGAGACCAAAUUACUCGUCUUGAGCCCUCAUUUUUUUUCCAGAAGCUUCCAGAACGUGGCGGAUGUGUAGAAGACGUAGACAACUUCCAGGUUGCUUUCGAAGACAAGCUGAUGAUACAAGACAAACGUCCUUCACCAAAACGUAUCAGCCUCCUGGAUGAAAGUUUCCUGGAGUGUCCGAAAUGUAAAAUCCAAUAUCCUACAAGCCAGCAUAGGGAAUUAUUAGCUCACGUUGAUUUCUGUACUGCUUAAGUCCUAGAGUAAGCCUGUAGCUCAAUACACACCACGCAAUUUAACAGAAAAUAAUAACUUUUUAAAAACAACUCGUGAAGAUGCUAAAGGACUACAGUUCGUUUUUUCAACCAAAACAUUUUGAGCUGUAAUUUAAUAUGAUCACGAAGGACCGGGCAGUAAACAACUCUGCGCAUGGUGUCUUCAGUUCGGAACUACUGAUUGUAUUUGCACUUUUGGGCAAGAAGGUUAUGCAAAUGUUCAUUUACUGCCGUUUUUACUUUACCGGAUUAACAUAUAAUUCUUUGCCUUGCCUCCAGAAAUCCAUUUUUGACAUUUCGGUUUGCCGAGACUCUCUUAACAUUUGCAGAUAUCCAGUGAGUUGUGAACAUGUAGGCCACAUGAAGGAACGUGGGUGUAAUGGGAAAACAAAAUAUCACGUACCCCGACUUCUAAUUGCCGCGGAAAUCUUCUUUGCAGAAAGAAAGCAAGUCCCAAAUUCAGAACAUUGGGGCGCGUCUUGACUAUUGCAUCCAGAACAGUGUUCUCAUUUGCACUUGUCAUCCCCGAGCUGAAAGCUUAGGGAUAUAACUUAUCAGGGAACCUGUAUAAGGAAAAUGCUUUUAAUAAAAUGGAACUAGGCUAUGCCACCAA
Thamnophis elegans (Western terrestrial garter snake) is the source of this 2251-nucleotide messenger RNA. It is a transcript of the gene CEP55, whose product is annotated as centrosomal protein 55. Lineage: Eukaryota; Metazoa; Chordata; Lepidosauria; Squamata; Natricidae. Gene Ontology annotation, biological process: mitotic cytokinesis; regulation of phosphatidylinositol 3-kinase/protein kinase B signal transduction. The transcript is spliced from 9 exons. The record is from RefSeq and is a predicted model, not a curated record. The coding region runs from base 242 to 1618 and encodes 458 amino acids.